This is a messenger RNA of Phlebotomus argentipes, 1209 nucleotides long. Its product is annotated as transcription factor hamlet. Gene Ontology annotation, cellular component: nucleus. The coding region runs from base 4 to 1209 and encodes 401 amino acids. The transcript has a single exon. Gene Ontology annotation, molecular function: DNA-binding transcription activator activity, RNA polymerase II-specific; RNA polymerase II cis-regulatory region sequence-specific DNA binding. Gene Ontology annotation, biological process: regulation of transcription by RNA polymerase II. The record is from RefSeq and is a predicted model, not a curated record. NCBI's taxonomy places the organism in Eukaryota, Metazoa, Arthropoda, Insecta, Diptera, Psychodidae.
AAGAUGCGAGAAAAAGAUCAUUCGCCCCGAAAAAUGCUCCCGAGUCCGAAGCAGGGGGCCGUUUAUCCCUUGCUCGGCAGCAAUUUAUCAUUUUCAUCGCAAAUUCCAUACGAUUUAUCUCUUGCAAGUCGUUCCUCAUCAUCAAAUCUAUUGCUACAGCAGAAUGAAUCGCAACAUGAUCAGCCACUUGACCUACGGGUUGAUCACAAGAAGAUUGCAUUCCAUUGCGCCACUAAUCGGGUUGAAGAUGAAAAUAGCAAUGUCAUCAUUAUGGAUCACCGAUCCAUGAGUCCCAUCAGCAACAACAAUAACAAUGAGGACAAUUGCAAAACGAGCAACAGCAUCGGCACUUUUACCAGCAAAGAGGAGCUGCGGAUACCCAGCCUGCCGUGUCCCUCGCCGGCGGCGCUCUUCCCUUCGCCCACCACCCUCCACCCGCUCAUGCUGGAGGCCAUGGCGAAGGCGGCGCGCAUCCCGCUGCACUACCGCAGCCCCUUCGUCUCGCCCCGCGCGCCGGCGCCCUUCGACUUGCUGCGCCCCAAGCCCGAGCUCCUGUCCAGCCUGCCACAGCUCAUGUCGCCCACGGCGGCGCAGCCCAGCAACGGCGACAGCGCGGCCGCGCUGGGCAACUCCCUGCCGCACCCCGGCAAGAACAAGGACCGCUACGCCUGCAAGUUCUGCGGCAAGGUCUUCCCGCGAUCCGCCAACCUCACGCGCCACCUGCGCACGCACACCGGCGAGCAGCCGUACAAGUGCAAGUACUGCGAGCGGUCGUUCAGCAUAUCCAGCAAUCUGCAGCGGCACGUCCGCAACAUCCACAACAAGGAGCGGCCCUUCAAGUGCGCCCUCUGCGAGCGGUGCUUCGGCCAGCAGACCAACCUGGACCGCCACCUUAAGAAGCACGAGGCGGACGCCGUGUCGCUGGGCCUGGGCUUCGACGAGCGCCUCCGCAACGCGCGGCGCUCCACGCGCGGCCUCACGGACGACUCGUACUUCGAGGAGAUUCGCUCCUUCAUGGGCAAAGUCACGCAGCUGCCGCUGUCGCUGCGUACCGCCACCCACCCACCAGACGCCCACUCGUCGCGGAGCUCCUCGUCGUCCGAGCCCGUGUCGCCCAAGUCCAUGCACGACGACACCGAGCAGAACAACAACUCCACCACGAGUAGCAACAACAAUCACAUCAGUGACGAUCACGUGCAAGUUACCUGA